Molecule: messenger RNA, 3115 nt
Organism: Lotus japonicus
Lineage: Eukaryota; Viridiplantae; Streptophyta; Magnoliopsida; Fabales; Fabaceae
Product: UTP--glucose-1-phosphate uridylyltransferase 3, chloroplastic
Exons: 17
Coding region: 199-2823 (874 amino acids)
Biological process (GO): UDP-N-acetylglucosamine biosynthetic process
Molecular function (GO): UDP-N-acetylglucosamine diphosphorylase activity
Source: RefSeq, a predicted model, not a curated record
CACAAAACUACAAAUCAUAGACGGUUGAUAAAACACACACUCCCUCGGUCCCUCCUUCCUUCCCACCCUCCUUCUUCUCCCUCUCAUUUCAUGGCAUAUACCUCAAGCAUCUUCUCCUGAUUCCUCUUCCUCAAUCAUUUCAUUCAUUCAUUCAUUACAAUUCACACCACAACAACACCAUACCUCACCACUCAAACCAUGAUUCACUCCUCCACCUCCUCCCUCCUCCGCCAUAACAACCACCGCUUCCUCUUCUCCUUCCGCUCCAAACCUUCUAAUUCUGACUCACACUCUAACUCACACUCACAGCAAUCUCUCUCAUUUGGAAACUCGCUAUUAUCUCUCACACCUUCUUCUGCGCGGUCAUCAUGCUGCCACGUGGCGCGCGUCUCCACGGAGGCAUUGGAGCUCUCGUCGACUCCGCCGCCGCCGGGCUUCGACCUCCGCCGCGAGAUUGCGAGGCUCACCGCGCUCCGGGAGAAGCUCGCCGGCUGCGGUACCACCGAGGAGAAGCUCCGGGCGGUGAACUCCGAUUCCAGGGUGAGGAGAUUCUUCAGCUCCCACCGCGGGCUCGUGAGGGUUUUGGCGCUCGGGUCUGAGGAGUUGUUCUUGCUCAAGUGCUUGGUUGCCGCCGGGCAGGAGCACGUGCUGUGCUUGGGUGACGGUGGACAGCUGGAGUCUUCGCCGGCGGCGGCGGCGAGUGAGGGGUCUGUGAAGAGCGCGUUCUACGCUCUGGCGGAGAUGAUUGAGAAACUGGAUUCGCGUAACGGCAAUGGCGGUGUGGGGUUUGGGAACAUGGGGAUGGCUUUGGAGGAUCAUGAAAUUCGUGACCUGAACAAGUUGUUAGAGACUUUGGCGCAAAUUGAACGCUUCUAUGACUGCAUUGGGGGAAUUAUAGGAUAUCAGAUAACAGUACUGGAAAUUAUUGCCCAAAAAUUGUUUGAGAGGCAGAAUAUAAACUGGGCUCAGCACAUGCAUGAAGUGAAAGAAUGCCAAAUUUUGGGAAUCGAUGCACCUAAAGGGCAUGACCUUUCUGAAAAUACAGAAUAUGCAUCUCAAGCAGCUCUAUGGGGUAUAGAGGGUUUGCCAGACCUAGGUGAAAUUUAUCCUUUGGGAGGCGCUGCAGACAGGCUUGGUUUAGUUGAUCCUGACACUGGUGAAUGCCUGCCCGCUGCGAUGCUACCCUAUUGUGGAAGGACUUUGUUGGAAGGUCUUAUAAGAGAUCUGCAGGCUAGAGAGUUCUUGUACUUCAAGUUAUUUGGGAAACAAUGUAUCACCCCUGUUGCUAUAAUGACAAGUUCUGCAAAGAACAACCACAAACACGUCACUUCUCUAUGUGAAAGACUUUCAUGGUUUGGAAGAGGUCGAUCAACUUUCCAACUUUUUGAGCAGCCUCUUGUGCCAGUUGUAGGUGCAGAAGAUGGGCAGUGGUUGGUCACGGAACCAUUCAGUCCCUUGACCAAGCCUGGUGGUCAUGGUGUCAUAUGGAAACUUGCUCACGACAAAGGCAUCUUCAAAUGGUUUUAUGGACAUGGAAGAAAAGGAGCAACUGUGCGCCAAGUCAGUAAUGUUGUGGCAGCUACAGAUUUAACCCUCUUGGCCUUAGCAGGGAUUGGAUUACGUCAAGGAAAGAAACUGGGGUUUGCUUCCUGUAAGCGUAGCUCAGGAGCCACAGAAGGAAUUAAUGUCCUGAUGGAGAAGAAAAGUCUUGAUGGUAACUGGGAAUAUGGUGUUUCUUGCAUUGAAUACACAGAGUUUGAGAAGUAUGGGAUUACGAAUGGAACUCUUGCUCCGUUAAGUAUGCAGGCAGAGUUUCCAGCGAAUACAAACAUCUUAUAUGUUGAUUUACCUUCUGCGGAGCUAGUUGGAUCAAGUAAGAGUGACAAUAGUUUACCUGGAAUGGUGCUAAAUACAAGAAAGACAAUAGAUUAUGUAGACCAGUUUGGAAGACACUGUAGGAUCUCUGGUGGAAGACUAGAGUGCACCAUGCAAAAUAUAGCAGACAAUUAUUUCAACUCAUAUUCAUCUAGGUGUUAUAAUGGCGUGGAAGAUAAGCUAGAUACAUUUAUUGUAUAUAAUGAACGAAGAAGAGUUACCUCAUCUGCUAAGAAAAAAAGAAGACAUGGAGACAAGUCCUUACACCAGACACCUGAGGGCUCACUAUUGGAUAUCUUAAGAAAUGCGCAUGAUCUGCUUUCAGGAUGUGAGAUAAGACUUCCUGAGAUUGAAGCUAAUGAGAACUAUGUUGAUUCGGGACCACCAUUUCUCAUCCUUCUUCAUCCUGCUCUUGGUCCCCUUUGGGAAGUCACCAGACAAAAAUUUUAUGGAGGUUCAAUAUCGAAGGGCUCUGAGUUACAGAUAGAGGUUGCGGAGUUCUUUUGGAGGAAUGUUCAGCUUGAUGGAAGUCUGCUCAUAUUAGCUGAAAAUGUUAUGGGUUCAAUGAGGAUUAGUGAGAGUGGUGAAUCUAUACUACAUUAUGGUCAAAGGUGUGGAAGAUGUAAAUUGCAGAAUGUCAAGGUGUUGAACAAAGGAAUUGAUUGGAGUUAUGGUGGAAACGUGUACUGGAAAAAUGAUGUGCAGCGGUCUGAGGUAUUGCAGAUCAUACUGCAUGGAAAUGCAGAAUUUGAGGCUACUGAUGUUACCUUACAGGGAAAUCAUGUAUUUGAAAUUCCAGAUGGCCACAAACUGAAGAUCACGCCGGGAAGCCCAGGUUUAGCAAUCCAGUUGGAUCCGAUUGAACAGUGCAUGAUGGACAGUGGAAGCUGGCACUGGAAUUACAAGAUUGAAGGCUCUCACAUUCAGCUAGAAUUUGUAGAAUCAUAGACCACUAACAACUUCAGGUGUCUGCUGCGUGAAUCAUGGUUCACAGUUGGUAUUAGAGUUUACCUUAAUAAUUUCGAUUACCAAGUAAAAGGUUGAACAGAUGUUAAACCUUUAUCAUGUUAGGUUGUUUUUUCACUUUACUGUAAAAUAUUGAUAGUCUUGUAAAAUUCCUGUAUUAUCAUUUGAGUUUUCCCUUUUGAUUUUGUUUUUUAUUGGAAUGAUCUCCAUGUAACUAACAUUGUAAAACUGACAGGAAUUCAAGCAAUUAAUAUGGAUCUAUUUCAUUGAUUUC